AUGGCUAAAGCCUAUGAUUAUUUAUUUAAAUUACUUUUGAUUGGUGAUAGUGGUGUUGGAAAGACAUGUGUACUUUUGCGCUUUUGUGAUUCAGCAUUUAGCACAACUUUUAUUUCAACUAUAGGAAUUGAUUUUAAAAUACGAACAAUUGAUCUUGAUGGACGAAAAAUUAAAUUACAAAUUUGGGAUACAGCGGGUCAAGAACGAUUUAAAACAAUAACAACAGCUUAUUAUCGUGGUGCAAUGGGAAUUAUGUUGGUAUAUGAUAUCACAAGUGAAAAAAGUUUUGAUAAUAUUAAAAAUUGGAUUCGUAAUAUUGAAGAACAUGCAUCAGCCGAAGUUGAACGAAUGCUUAUAGGAAAUAAAUGUGACAUGCAAGAUAAAAGACAAGUCAGUCGAGAAAAGGGUGAACAUCUUGCUAUGGAAUAUGGUAUUAAGUUUAUGGAGACUAGUGCUAAAGGAAAUAUUAAUGUGGAUGAAGCCUUUCUUUCUCUCGCUAAAGAUAUCAAAGCAAAAAUUGACAAGAAAGCUGGUACUGAUCAAACUGGUAAUCGAGUAAUCUCUGGUGGUAUUAGGCCAAAACAAGAUUCAAAUAAAAAACCUGGUACAUCAUUUUGGAAAAACUUCGUACAUCGUCAAAAACAACAUCAAACAAUGGUACUUAAAGUUGGUUUAGGUGAUAUUGAUGAUUUAUCAACAUUAAAUGUUCUUGAUGAAGAAAGUCUUUUACGUGAAUUACGUGCUAGAUAUAAAAAAGGAGUGAUCUAUACAUACAUAGGAGAUGUACUUAUUGCAAUUAAUCCAUUUAAACAGUUAAAUAUUUAUGAAAAACAACAACAUGAUCUUUAUAAAUAUGUUCAAUGUCGACAUCAAUUAACACCACAUAUUUUUUGGAUUGCUGAUCAAGCAUAUCGAAAACUUUGUUUAGCAAAAAGAUCACAAUGUAUUGCAGUUUCAGGAGAAAGUGGAGCUGGAAAAACUGAAUCGACGAAACUUAUGGUUUCACAUAUAAUUCAUUGUUCAGGUGAUGCUGGUGAUCGUGAAUUACAAAAUCGAAUAAUUGAAACAUCACCAUUACUUGAAGCAUUUGGAAAUGCUCAAACAUGUAUGAAUCAAAAUUCAAGUCGUUUUGGAAAAUAUCUUCAAUUAAAUUUUACCGAUGCAGGUCGCAUUAUUGGUGCAAAAGUUUAUCAUUAUUUACUUGAAAAAUCUCGUGUUGUUCAACAUGGUCCUGGUGAACGAACAUUUCAUUUUUUUUAUUAUUUAUUUGCUGGUCUUGAAAAAGAAACUUUAGAAUAUUUUUAUUUGGAUGAUCCCGAAACUUAUCGGUAUGCAAAAUUUCUUUAUAUUGAAUUAAUAUUUUAUGGAAAUUUAUGUAGAGUUUUAAAAGAUCCAUGUGGUGGAAAAGUAUUUCCAAGUCGAUCGGAUUUUAAACAUUGUCGACAAAUGUUUAAUACACAAAAAGAAAUAAUGCGUAGAGUGGGAUUUACUGAUGAUGAUAUAAAUAUGGUAUUUACUAUUCUUUCGGCAAUUCUUCAUUUAACUAAUAUUCAAUUUUCACAUGAUGAUGAAACUGAUGGAGUUUAUAUUGAAGAUGAAUAUCCAUUGGAAGUUGUUUGCACCUUACUUGCACUUGAUCAAGAAAUUCUUACAAUGGCUCUUAUUUCAACAUUUAGUAUAACUAAAGGUGAACGUGUAAUAAGUUUAAAAAAUUUUGACCAAGCUAAUGAUUGUCGUGAUGCACUUGCUAAAGCAUUAUAUGAACGUUUAUUUUCAUGGAUUGUUAAACAAACAAAUACACUUUUACAACCAAAUCGACGACGUAAUCAAACAGAUAAUAAUAUUUAUCGUACAUGUUCAAUCUUAGAUAUGUCAGGUUUUGAAAAUUUUCAAGUUAAUAGUUUUGAACAAUUAUGUAUCAAUGUUGCAAAUGAACAUCUACAGUAUUAUUUUAAUGAACAUAUUUUUUUACAAGAAGAACAAGAUUAUGGAACAGAAGGUGUAUCAUGGGAAAAAGUUGAAUUUCAAAAUAAUGAAGAUUUAAUUGAAUUAUUUAUGGGACCAUUAGGUAUAUUUGCAUUACUUGAUGAAGAAACUCGUUUUCCAAAAGCAAAUGAUGAAUCAUUGGUACAAAAAUUUCAUAGUCAUUGUAAAAAUCAUCCAAGAUAUAUAAGACCAAGAGGCAAUGAAACAGCUUUUGGAAUUCAUCAUUAUGCUGGAAAAGUUGUUUAUGAUGCUCGUGGAUUUUUAGAAAAAAAUCGAGAUAAUCUUAGUGCAAAUUUAAUGGAAUGUAUGGAAAAAAGUGGAAUUGAAUUAAUUGGUUAUUUGUUUACUAUUAGUGAUGAUACAACUAGCAUAUCAGAUACUCUUCUAUCAUCUACUUCACCAUUUGGAAUGAUAAGUAAACCUAAAACAAUAUCAGUUUAUCCAACUCGUCGUCCAAAAUCUUUUGAUGCUGAUUAUACAAAAGAAAAUUUAAGUCAAAAAGCUGCUAAAUCUCUUCGACAAGAAUCACGACCAUAUAAACCUAAUACAAUUCAAAAAGAACGUUUUAGUCAACAUACAGUUGCUGUUCAUUUUAAAAAUUCUCUUGCUGAAUUACUCGAUAAAAUGAAAGAUGCUGAGCCAUCUUUUGUCAGUCUUAAAUGUUGA
Rotaria sordida is the source of this 2652-nucleotide messenger RNA. The record is from the annotation of a GenBank genome assembly. NCBI's taxonomy places the organism in Eukaryota, Metazoa, Rotifera, Eurotatoria, Philodinida, Philodinidae.